AUGUCUGGAAAUAUAAAAUUUGAGGAUUUGCAUCUUCAUAAAGACACUGAUGCCAUAUCCAAGGCUCUAUAUCAGAAGGAGCGGGUACUCUGCUGGAUUAUGACGACACCAAAGAACCUGGAUGUUAAAACACGUGUAGUUCGUGACACGUGGAGUAGGCGCUGCAACAAAGUCCUCUUCAUGAGCUCUGUGACAGAUCCAAAGUUCCCUACAAUCGGAUUAAACGUGUCGGAAGGCCGAAGGCAUCUGACGGCCAAAACGAUGCAUGCUUUCCGCUACAUCUACGAAAACCACUUUGAUGAUGCUGACUGGUUCAUGAAGGCUGACGAUGAUACAUAUGUUAUUUUAGAAAAUCUCCGAUACUUUCUGACGUCCCAAAACAAAUCCGAACCUGUAUUUUUUGGCCAUCAUUUUAAGACAAUUGUCAAACAAGGGUACAAUAGCGGCGGAGGGGGAUAUGUGCUGAGUAAGCAGGCACUGAGGCGAUAUGGGGAGAAGGGACACGAUCCCAAACUGUGCCAUCCUGAUGGUGGUUCAGAAGAUGCAGAGUUUGGCAGAUGUAUGGAGAACCUGGGGGUGAGGACGGUCAACACAACAGACGCCCUCGGGAGGAGCAGAUUCCACUGUUUUACUCCUGAGAUACACUUGGAGGGAGGCUACCCGAAAUGGUAUUACCAAUACGAUGCAAAUGGUGCCAAGAAGGGCGCAGACAGUGUUUCCGACUACGCCAUCUCCUUCCACUACGUACCCCCACAGAAGAUGUACUUUCUGGAGUUUUACAUCUACCACUUACGACCGUAUGGCAUAGUGUCCGGCACUCAGGAGCUCAACAGACAUGUGAAGGUGAAACCAGGAACUUUGAUACAACCACAUGCGAAGUGA
Molecule: messenger RNA, 882 nt
Organism: Haliotis rubra (blacklip abalone)
Lineage: Eukaryota; Metazoa; Mollusca; Gastropoda; Lepetellida; Haliotidae
Product: glycoprotein-N-acetylgalactosamine 3-beta-galactosyltransferase 1-B-like
Exons: 3
Coding region: 1-882 (293 amino acids)
Cellular component (GO): membrane
Molecular function (GO): N-acetylgalactosaminide beta-1,3-galactosyltransferase activity
Source: RefSeq, a predicted model, not a curated record